Suillus bovinus is the source of this 600-nucleotide messenger RNA. RefSeq names its product Fcf1-domain-containing protein. The record is from RefSeq and is a predicted model, not a curated record. The transcript is spliced from 5 exons. The annotation marks the transcript as partial. Gene Ontology annotation, molecular function: small ribosomal subunit rRNA binding. Lineage: Eukaryota; Fungi; Basidiomycota; Agaricomycetes; Boletales; Suillaceae. Gene Ontology annotation, cellular component: small-subunit processome; nucleolus.
AUGCGUCAAAAGCGGGCUAAGACAUACCGCAAACUUAUGCAUCUGUAUUCCAUGUCUUUUGGAUUCAGACAGCCUUACCAAAUUCUCGUUGACUCAGAAAUGUGCCAAUUAGCUAUAGAUGCCAAGCUGGAUCUAAUCAAACAGUUUUCUAAUGUACUCCACGGAGAUGUGAAACCAAUGAUCACGCAAUGCUGUAUGCACGAGCUGUAUCUCCAAGGAAAAGUGCGGCAACCUGCCGUCGACCUCGCAAAAACGUUUGAACGCCGCAAAUGCAACCAUCGAGAGGCUAUCACCGGAGACGCAUGCCUAUCGAGCGUAGUAGGGGACGCUAACAAGCACCGGUAUGUUGUCGCUACGCAAUCGCAAUCCCUGCGCGAUGGACUGCGCAUCAUACCUGCGGUACCUGUAAUUCACAUAAAUCGUGCAGUCAUGAUACUCGAGCCACCGAGCGAAGCUACGCUAAAAGCCAAGGAGUUGACUGAAGAACAAUCCCUUCGUCCAUCUGCCCCAGAGCUUGCGACCGUACCCCGAGAUAAAGCAGUGCCAAAGAAGAGGAAGGGUCCAAAGGGGCCCAAUCCCCUGAGCGUCAAGAAGAAAAAG